CCUUAUGUUAGUUCUAUUGAUUAUGACAUGCUUGUUUUGGUAAUAUUAUCCUGCAUUCUUCCUGCACAAACUCCCACAUCUUUUUGUUAGUUUUUUAAAAGCCUCUCCUUUUUCUUUUUAACCCUUUUCUGGAUUUUGUCAUCUUCCUCUCAUCAUCACUUUGAUGUGGACCCUUAAAAGCUUCAACAUCUUCUUCCCUCUUUUCUAUCAAUUUUUUUUCUUUUUCAAUUCGAUUUGGUUCAGAUACUGCAGCCAACAAGGUGGUCAUGUUCAUUCCCCCCUUCUUCUUCCUCUGUAUUCUCCUCCUCUAGCCUUGUGGUAAAGUUUUAAACUUUUCCCAAGAAAAUUAGUAAAUUAGCAUGCAAGAUUUGUCAAGUACUUGUUACUCAGCAUUUUUGCAAGUAUCUUGCAUUUUUUCUUAAAAAAGAAAAUUUCAGUUGUUUAAGGCUGCUAGUAUGUUCAUGUGAUUUUGAGGUCUAUUAAAUUUCUCCUCUGCAAUCUUAAUUAGGAAUGAAUGAGUUUAAUCUGCCGAUCUCUGCUAGUGAUAUUGUGCAGUUCUGUUCCCUUGCUCUGCAGGAUCAUUUAUAAUCUAAGGGUACACAUUUUUGUGAUGGAAAAGCAUUAGCUUCUUUUUUAAUCCAUUUUAUUAUGUAAUCUUACAACUUAAACGAAAGAACAUUGCUUUUAGCUAAGGUAGGCCAUGUUAUGUCCUGGAAUUGUUACUUGACAUAUUCAUGUCUAGAUAACUUAUCUAGAAAGUGAUAUCACGCUAAUGGCUAGUAGACACAAAUUGAUUCUCUAGUUAUCCUUGUCACUGAAGAGAAGUCUUUAAUUACCACCAUCAGACCUUACUUAAAAGUGCUUUUUCUUAGUAUUGAGAUAAUGAACUGACUGAAUUCUUUAACCCAUGUUGGUGGACAAGAUUCACAUCGAACAGCUUGAUCAAUUUUUUCCCUAGUUGUUUGGAGCCUUUACACUUUGCCUAGUUUUUACAGCUAAAAUUGUUUGACUGCAUUUUGUACAGUGUUAUUUUUAAGCGUUUCUCAGCAUCAAGUUUGAACUGUGCUAUUCUUUUUCUUUUCUUUUUUUUUAAUGCAGUAUUUCUUGGUGUGAGGUUGGUGUCGUUCAUGUUGUAACUGUAUCUUCCAUUAGAUAUCAUGGGUGGGUGUGUAUCAACUCCAGCUCACACGAUCAAACCACAAAGGAAACCACAUCGGCGUUCUAGAAAACUCAAAGGGCAGCUUUUGGCUUGUGUGGUCGAUGGAAAUCGAAAGAAGCACAGUGAUGCUCGAGUUACAGAUUUUGCUGUUAGUGAGUUUGUCCAGACAACCACUAGUUGCAGAAGAUCCGAAGUUUCUAAUGGUACAUUCCACCUAACCCAGUUGCAGUGGCACCACAGUCAAAUUGAUGCAAACGUGAUUUGCCAGGAAGAUGCAUGGUUUGACACACUCAGCAUUUUGGAGUCUGACUCUGAUGACGAGUUCAGUAGCGUUCAUGGAGACAUUCCUCCACAUGUUGCUAUGGGACAGGUGCUUCAGUAUGAAACUUCAUCAUGCUUUGUGGAUAGCAAAUGCACAUUCAAGGAAUUUCAUGAAGGAUACUUGAAAAUAGAUAAUGGUAAAACAGAGAUGAGCUUAAGCAAAGACGGUCUGAAGGAUUCCAACAAAUUUUCCAUCUUAAGCACCCAAGGAUAUGAACUUCCAGGAUUAUCAAAGAAUGAAGAGUUUGGAAGCAAAACGAAGAAAUUGUUAGACCGUGCUUAUGGAAGCUUUAGUGGUUUAAAAGAGGAUAAAUAUGAUGCCGAAGAGAAAAUGCAAGAGAACAUGUUGAAGUCUGUGCUGCCCAGACUAGUUCCUUCUGUGAGUUUUAAUGACAAAAUUGUCAGUAAACCUUAUGCAAACCCUCAAUCUCAAAGAAGGAAAUCAGCAGUAAUCAGGCUUUCUGUGACACGGACGUCCGUGGAUGGAGAAGAAACAAAUGAAUUUUGUGCAUCACAAAAGUAUCUUUACCGGCCCAGGGCAGGAUUGCUAAUCCCAUGUUGUAGAGAAGAGAAGUCGACUGCUGGAAGUUGGUCUGAGAUAGAACCUUCGAAGUUCAAGCUCCGUGGGGACAGUUAUUUCAAAGACAAGAAGAAGUCCCCUGCUCCAAAUUCAGCUCCUUAUAGUCCGAUUGGUGUUGAUUUGUUUGUGUGCCCCAAAAAAAUUAAUCAUAUCGCCCAGCACCUUGAACUUCCUUCUCUAAAAGCAGAUGGGAAAGCUCCUCCACUUCUCAUUGUUAACAUUCAGUUGCCUACAUAUCCUGCGCCAAUGUUCCUUGGCGACAGUGAUGGUGAGGGCUUGAGCCUGGUGUUAUACUUCAAACUUUCUGAUACUUAUGAAAAGAACACCUCUCCUCAGUUUCAGGAAUUUAUUAAGAGAAUGAUCGAAGAUGAUGUAGAAAAGGUUAAAGGCUUUGCCAAAGAAUCAAGUGUCCCUUUUAGAGAACGGUUGAAGAUAAUGGUCGGUGUGGUCAAUCCAGAGGAAAUCGUCUCAAGCUCUACUGAGAAAAAGUUGAUAAAUGCUUAUAAUGAAAAGCCAGUUCUCUCCCGUCCUCAACACAACUUCUAUCAGGGACCUAACUACUUUGAGAUUGAUCUCGACAUUCACCGCUUCAGCUACAUUGCAAGAAAAGGAUUAGAUGCCUUUCGGGACCGUUUGAAAAACGGAAUAGUGGAUUUGGGAUUGACAAUUCAGGCACAGAAACAGGAAGAACUGCCAGAACAGGUGCUUUGCUGCCUGAGACUGAACAAGCUGGAUUUUGUGAAUCAUGGUCAAAUUCCCACAAUAGUGAGGCUUGAGGAUGACUGAAAAUUGUAUAUGUAAUUUUUUUUUUCCUUCUUUUUUUUGAACAAAAAAAGUUACUAACACGAGAAGUGAAAUGAAUGAGGAAUAUAUGGGAGCUUCUUGAAAUACCCAGAAUGUAGGAUGAAGUAACCAAAAAAUUAUUUCUGAUACGUGAACAAUGUGCCAUAUGAUCUGUAAAUCUAAUCAUCUAUAGGUGUAUCUGAUAAGGGUGGAGUUUUCUCUCCCCCAUUUCCAUUUCCAUUUCCACCAUCUUUUCUCGUUGUCAUUUGAUUUUUUGUUCUCCA
Oldenlandia corymbosa var. corymbosa is the source of this 3127-nucleotide messenger RNA. The record is from the annotation of a GenBank genome assembly. Lineage: Eukaryota; Viridiplantae; Streptophyta; Magnoliopsida; Gentianales; Rubiaceae.